Molecule: messenger RNA, 776 nt
Organism: Suhomyces tanzawaensis NRRL Y-17324
Lineage: Eukaryota; Fungi; Ascomycota; Pichiomycetes; Serinales; Debaryomycetaceae
Exons: 1
Coding region: 251-685 (144 amino acids)
Source: RefSeq, a predicted model, not a curated record
GUGAGGUGGAAAGGUACUUGGAGUUAGUGUCUGAGUACGAGUUGGACGCGAGCCGUAACAACGAAGCCAUCUAUUAAUUCAUAUGCAACAAAUAUUGUCAUUUUCAUCAUAAUCAUCAUAAUCAUUCAUUUAACACAUUAAUAAUUUCUUACACCAGUCAUCAUUCAUUUUUAACUAGGAGGUCCAACUGCCGUCUCCAACUAAUUUAUCCAUUGUAUAUUACGCCAGGCGUGAGGCACACGUGUUGGCUAUGAGCUCUGUGAAGGUAUCAUCGUGUCGGUCGAUGUACACCAGAGAUACUGCCGGUUAUAACGGAGGUGCUAGGGUGAUGAUAAUCGAACCAUGUGGCCAAGAUGGCCACUCAUUGCCCCUUGAUAGUAGAUUACAUAAUACACACAUUUUUAUGAUUUUUGGUGGGAUGCCACAUUUAGUUUAUCUCGAAACAGAUCUGCCGGUUAGGGCCAUUAGAGCCGGUGAAUCACCAUACUGUGCCUCUUGGACCGUAGCGGCCAUUCUGACGAUAAACAGAAAAACGAUUUUCCCGUGCAUCCUGAAGUUAGCCAAAACGUCCUUACCAGGUUCUUGUAGCAUUGUAGCUGAUAAUAAAACAAAUAAAGCACCUAAAGCACCUAAAAUACGACUACAAAGUAGUUUUAUCGACGAGGUCGUUGGAUGUCAUUCUUGACUGGACUAAUUAUUACCAAUUAAUUAUACUCCAGGAUCAUUCGGCAGGGCUGAAUUCUCUCUGGACUCUAUCUAGAAUUCACAAUAUGCGA